Molecule: messenger RNA, 1888 nt
Organism: Hydractinia symbiolongicarpus
Lineage: Eukaryota; Metazoa; Cnidaria; Hydrozoa; Anthoathecata; Hydractiniidae
Product: transmembrane protein 231-like
Exons: 8
Coding region: 247-1161 (304 amino acids)
Biological process (GO): cilium assembly; regulation of protein localization
Cellular component (GO): ciliary membrane; ciliary transition zone
Source: RefSeq, a predicted model, not a curated record
UGUAACUUCAUUUAACUAUAAAAUUAUCAAGCAAAUUGUAUCAAAUAUAGUCUUUUCAAGAACUACACAAACGACACUUUCAAUUUCAGCAGCUGUGGUGGGGUUAUAGCUACAUAUACUGCAACACUUUUUGCAAAACAAUUUCUUGUAGCGGCUGCCAUCUUGUGGCUGACAAUUUGCUAAGUACUGUGUUAGGAACAAGAAGACACAUUAUAGUUUGUGUGAUGUUACUAAAAUGGUAGUACAAUGGUUGUUUACAAUGUACACAAUGAAGUCGUAACCAGACAAUUUCGAGCUCACAUUUGCAGUUUUGCAACCAUAUUUAGCAUAUUUGUCAUUGGUAUUACAUAUUUGAGUCCUCUUUUUCUGGCAUAUAACAGUCUAGGGUUCUGGUUGAAAGAAAGCACAUAUCGUGAGCAACCAGAAGUAAAUUAUAAACAUCAUCUCAUAUUGCUGGUGCAAGGUUCAGAUCCAGGCUCACUAAUUGGUUAUAGUACUUACCCAAACUUUAACCUCUUAUUGGGAGAUAAAGUUAGGAUUCCAACUAUAAGGUCCUUCGAACUGGACGAAGAUUAUGAUGGAAGAAAAGAUUAUUUUCAGUUCGACAUAGAUGUUCCACUACUGGAUCAUGAAGAGAUACAAUCUGUUCAACUUCUUUUCUUUUUCGACUAUAAACUUCAUAAAUUCACAAGCCUUCAAAUGGAAUCUCUAGCUUACAUCUACUACACAUCUCCCUCACCGGGGAAAGAUUUUUACACCCAAGGAGAGUUACGGUUCCAUCAAAAAGCACCCCUACCUCAUAAAGGAUCCUACACUCAGUUUAAUACUUCAAUUAUCGACCCCAAAGCAUCAACCGUCAAUGAGUUGAAGCUGCAAACUAUUUUUGAAAGGUAUCAAGGCAGAAAAGUUACGACAGAUUACAUUGGAAGAUAUCCUGUAUGGAGGAGUGGUCUUGGCUCUCCUUUCACUAUUAAAGGCAAGAUAGAAUACCCAGAGGAAACAAUUAUCUAUCGACCUGGGUUUUGGCAGUUGAUCAAAUUCGCUUGGAUUCAGUAUCUAGCCAUACUUCUUAUAUUUCUGUAUAUCUUCGGUCAAGUAAAGAAGUUUGUUUACGAAAACCACCUCGUGAAUACGAUUCCACGAAAAUCUCACGUGGAUUGAAGGCUAGUUUUUACAAACUGACGAUGAGUCGUGCAUAUGGUGUUAUACAUAGAUGUUUGGUGGCGAGAAGAGUUUACUAUGUUUUAAAAUUAAAACCACGUUAGUUAGGAGAAAAACGAAAAUCAGCAUAAAAUCUCCUUUGCUUUUUUCUUUGUCAUUAUCAUUUAUUUGGCUUUAGAAAAAAAAAUGUUUUUUCUACUUAAACUAAGAACCAAUAAUGCUUUAAAUGUAUUCAAAUCACAAAAAUUGUGAAAAUGCCUCGCUAAAACCGAACAAAAGCAACGAUUGUUGGUUCAGUUUUGUGACACGCUUAAAAUAAUAAAAAGGCAACAAUGAGAUAUCGCUUUAAUCCCUAAAUAAAAUUAUUUUACUUUUCAAAUUUUUGAACUUUUUUAAUCAAAUUUUUAACAAAUGUUAAAAAUAAAAAAAAAAUAAACACGAUUUCUAGGUUUUUAAAUAGCGUUUCCAGACACUUCCUGUGAAAUUUUAAAAGAGUAAAAAUCUGUCUAACCUGUGAGUGUUGCGAACUCCCCAAAGGAAAUUGACACAAAAAGCAUUUGUAAACAUGCUUACCCAGAUCGGUGUUCAAUGCACGCGAUUGAGUUAAUAACGUAUCAGUCUUUUUAUAGGAGAAUAUUAUUUACAGAGUUAAAGUUAGACUGUAAUUUAUUUAAUAUUGUAAAAAGUUUUUUUUUUAAAAGUCGAAGUAUAAAAUAACUUCCAUGCC